Molecule: messenger RNA, 3273 nt
Organism: Pyricularia oryzae 70-15
Lineage: Eukaryota; Fungi; Ascomycota; Sordariomycetes; Magnaporthales; Pyriculariaceae
Product: transcription factor Cmr1
Exons: 4
Coding region: 264-3185 (973 amino acids)
Biological process (GO): regulation of DNA-templated transcription; DNA-templated transcription
Molecular function (GO): zinc ion binding; DNA-binding transcription factor activity, RNA polymerase II-specific; DNA binding
Source: RefSeq, a predicted model, not a curated record
AAGGUGUCUACUUCGGACCAAAAAGGGUUUCCUCUUUUUUGGCAUCCCGACUAUACGGUUCAACGGCGGACUGGCCACUGCACCCCAGGCCACGACCACAGAUUUUCGAGAAAGUCGUACCCGGCGGCCAUUCAACACCGUCGCAGCAGCAUCAGCCAAGAUCAGGGUCAUUUGAAGCCCUUGAUACGUGAUAUGAGAGCAACUCGGAGGACAAUCGAUAUCUGAAUAAGAACGACUGUCCAUCAGCGGGACCCUCUGUCAAGAUGUUUUGUGCAUACUGUGGACAGAAGUUUACUCGCAAGGAGCAUCUAGAAAGGCACAUUCCGACCCAUACGAAUGUGAAGCCUCACAGAUGUACAGCCUGCGGCAUCUCAUUCGGCCGGAGGGACCUGCUCACGAGGCACUACCAAGCAUACCACGAGGCCAGAGAUCCAAUGGAGCCGAUACCAGGGAGCGCACCGCCAGUUGCGGGACGCACGCCGAUUGCUUGCCAAAACUGCGCAAACGCAAAGACGGGGUGCGACAAGAGGGUGCCAUGCUCGAGAUGUGCUGAGAAGAACCUCGACUGCGCGGCAAGGUACGCGCGGAGGUCUUCGAAAGCCGCUGUUCGGGCGGCGCAGGCGAGCGCAGCCUUUCACAACAGCCAAAUACCAAAUCCGACGACGACCAUGCACCACCAGCCGCACCCACACCACCACAAUCACGUACAGGUAGUCAACCCCGCCAUGAUGGAGAUUGACCCUGCCAUGCCCAAGCAGGAAUCUUUGGUCCAGACCCCGGAAGGGGUGGAACCACAAGCACUCAUGGAGACUUCUCGCCUUCACACCAGCCCGCAGCAAAAAUCGCCAUUGACUUCACACCAUCAAAGUCCCUUAGAGUUUCCGUCACCGCACCCUCGACAGGAAGGAAUGGAAGACUUUAUGCACCUGAGCACCGAAUUUCCCGGCACAGAAUCUCACUACAACGACCUAAUGAUAUGGCCCGACUAUCCUUUGGACCUCGAAAUGUACCCCAGCCAAAUUCCAAUGACCCGACCAGAUCUGGCCGUGCAGCCCUUUGCUGAUCUGGGAAGCGAGAUCUCAUCAACUUCGGAACCCAUGGCAACAUCAUCCUCGCGAGGUUCCACACACACGCGCGGGACUAGCAUUUUGUCGUCGGCAGAAUUCGAGACUUCAAUGAAGCCAGCCGAUCUAGCAGCAGCCAUCAACACCCCCGCCGGCAGCUCAAUAGCAGAGUUCGAGGUUGUCAUAGCCGCCGAGGCAGCGUGGCCAUUAGCAAGAUGCAACCCACCCAUUUAUUCCAACACGUGUCCACGAACAGCAAUUGUACACCUAGAGUGUCUCGAACAGAAAUCCAAGGUGGAGGGAACCUGGAGCUCGUUGGAAAAGUACAUGGAGCAAGUCGACUGGGAUGCGGCAGAUCUGUCCUCUGUAGUGCCCAUCACCUCUAGGACGCGGGAUAAGAUGCUUGCCAUCACGCAGGGGUUUUUGCACAAGGCACUUGACAUUCACCGCGGCGGCAUCACUGGUUUCUCCAACCAGGGUCACCACCGCCCUGGUGACUUUAACUUUAUCGUCCUGCCCCCCACCAAGAUCCUCGAGUAUUUCCUGCGCAGCUACAUUCGCACUCUUUCCCCGUACUACUCACUCUCCCUCGGCAGCUGUGUCGAUCCAAAUGAGAUGCUGCGCGACAACCAUGCUUCCACUCUGUUGGUGCUUCUCAUGAUUGCCCAAGGCGCAGCAGCCGUGCCAAUGGCCGAGGCGCGCUACCUCUCAACCGGCUUGGUAGAAACUUGCCGCAUCUCGCUCUUUGACAUUAUUGAGAAGAACGUCGAGUUGUCAGCCGACCCCACAGCGCUCAGGUGUGCCCUUCUCUUUACGUUGCUCGGAGCAUGGAGCGGCGACAAGUGGCUCAUGGAUAUCUCAAUGGGCCAAAGGGGCAUGUAUAUGUCCAUGGUCAAGCAUGCUGGCAUGAUGGACUCUCAGCCGCCCAUGAUUCCAGUCUUUACAAACUCAACCAGCACUGAGUUGGAGUGGAGGGCCUGGUGCCACCGCGAAUCUCAGAAUAGACUUGUGUACAAUUGGGUAAUGAUGGAUCAGGAGCUUAGUCUCUUCCAUGACACCGCUCCCUUGAUUUCGAUAAGCGACCUUUUGUGCCCGCUCCCAGGACCUGACGAGCUUUGGACGGCGCCCAACUCCGAGGUCUGGCUAUCGUCGGUCCAGUCCCUCUACGGUGGCAACAACGUCAACGUCAACCCGCAACUACUAUCCACGCCAUCUCCUACCCCGUCGCUAUCCGAUCUGUUCCGGAGCUUCUUACAUGAUAACUUGACGCCUGGCAAGAACAGCCUUUCACCACAACACCUUCGGCUUUUACUACACCCAUUACAGUCACUCCUCUGCCACCUGAGGCAGAUGCUGUCAUGUUUUCCCGACAUUCCAUCGACGCGACGCACCACAACUCGUACCGUCACUAGGGCCUCUACGCUUUCCAGGCUUGAGGAGGUGCAGGCCUUGUUGCAAAAGUGGUAUGAGCUGUCGAUGGAAUUCUCAAAGGAGAGCCCCGACUGUCCCAUCACCCGCUGCAACAUGGUACUCUAUCAUCUCAUCUCCCUCAAUGCCGUGACAAACUUCCCAGAGGUGGAGCGCCUCGCCCGUCGCGAGGGCUUUGACGGGUCCUACUGGGAGUUGUCCAUGCGCCACAAGAUGUGCAUCUACCAGCGGGAGGAAGCCGUGUUCCACUGCGGACAGGUCCUCAGGCUUGUUCGAUCGAUGCCCCAGGACCGCCGACCAGUGUGGUGGAGCGCGGCUGUAUACCGUGCCGUCCUGAUCCUGUGGGCCGACUCGAUGGCCAGGCUAGAUCCCACCCUCAAGCGCGAGGACACGGUCGGACCCUCGUCGACCCCCGCCGCUGCUGCCACCCCAGGGCCUCUAGUCCCCGUUGACCAAGUGACUCCCGAGAACCCAGCGGUGAUUGCUUACCUCUGGAACAGGGAGGGCGUUGCGCUCCUUACCAGAAACGACGGGAGAUCCGUGAGCCUCGACAACCCAGCAGAGGUGCUUGCUUACGGAGUCAAGGAGAUUGAAGAGGCCGUGAGCAUACGCUUCAGCGACGGGAUCAAAAGAAAGCUCGCCGCCUUGGCCCAAAACUGGAGUGUCGGUUCGCCCUUGGCUGGGUCUUCAUGAGCAACCAAACAAAGAUCACUCUCCCUCACCAACACAUGUCACUCUCUUUUCCUGUCUUUCUUUUUCCAAUUCUUCCACAUUAGGCUGU